CCUGGGUGUGUGCCAAGCCUGUAUGGGAGGUGCUAGGGAGGAUUUUAAUUAAUACUGGGUAAUUACCAGGUGGAGUUUAAGCAUCCCAAAUGCCUUCAGGUUCCCAAACCUACAGCUACUGUCUUCUUGCCUGGGCCUGGAAAGGAGAGGGGGGGACUCUGCCCUGUGCCCAGCGGGCCUUUGGUUAGCACGUAGGCUGUGGUCUGAUAUCCCAGGAAGGUGUCCAUCUUCUUUAAUUCCCUUCCACUUUGGAAGGAGGAGGAGAGCAAUUUGAGAAGUAGCCUGGCCUCUGCAGUUCACCUAUACCAUCUCCCCAGGAGCAAAGGAUAACAACACUUUGUGGUCUGUUCAACUUCAUCAAGCAGUGUUGGCCUAGGGUCCAGUGUAGAGUGUGGGGAAAGGAGUGGGCAGACCUAGACCUGUGGACCCUGGUGAGAAUGCUCCAGGAGGAACAGGCACAGAGGUCUUUCCUGCUUCUGGCCUUACUUCCCUUUCUCACUGUACACAUUUGGCUGAGUGAACUCUUUCAAAUUUAUUUUUAUGCCAGUGGCUCUCAAAUUAUGAUCUCCCUGAAACGCCUACUUCCUACAAGGCCUUCCCCAUUUGACAUCUCAGAGACCUGCCAGACUCUUGAGUUAUUUCACCAUUCCACCUGGCAGCGACGGUGGUCCUGAAUCCACCAGGCCUUUGCUCUUGUUGUAUGUUCAGAUGGUUUUUCUUCAGAUCUUCCCCUGGUCGGAUCCUGCUCAGGCCUCGGGGCCAGCUUGAAUGUCACCCCCGAAAGUGAGCCCUCUCUUGCCCUUCAUCACAGCAGAACCACACUGAGGUGCUCAUAUGUUUCUGCGUCUCGCUGUGUCUCUAUUGCUAACUGCCAGCAAACAGGAGGCUCUUGGCAUCUAUUGAAAGAAUAAUUUAAAGGUCUUCAGGACCAGGCGACAGGCACUAAUCGGUCCCCUUCAUGGGUACACCAUUCAUUACUUAAUUCCCUGGAUUCCCGCCGGGAGCUGGCAGCUGGAACCCUCUAUGCCUUGACCCCCCGACAGCCCGAGGGGCGGGCCGCCCAGUGGCGCAAGCGCACUGAGGGCCGGUGCUAGGCGGGGAUGCGCACGCCCGCGGCCGCGUGCGUCACACAGCUUGGGUGCCCGCCCCGCUCGCCCAGCUCGCCGGCCCGUCGGUCCCCGCGGCGGCAGCGGCUGCCCAGUGACAGCGGCGGCGGUGCCAGGCCGGCUGUGGUAGCGUAGGGUUGCGCCGCCCGGAAACGCAGAACCGGCCAAAGAGCGGCGCGACGCGAGGAGGGCCGAGCCUGGGCCGCGCACGAAGAGACCUCGCGGGCGGGGAACGAAAGGCCGACGUGAGUGAGUGCGGAGACAGUGGCCGCAGGCGGCCCAACCCGUCCGUCCCCUCGGCCGCCGCCGGCAUGAGCCACAUCCAGAUCCCGCCGGGGCUCACGGAGCUGCUGCAGGGCUACACUGUGGAGGUGCUGCGACAGCAGCCGCCUGACCUCGUCGAAUUCGCAGUGGACUACUUCACCCGCCUGCGUGAGGCCCGCUCCCAUGCCUCAGUCCUGCCCACCGCCACCCCACGCCAGAGCCCGGGCCACACCACGCCAGAACCCGGCCCGGACCACGUCGCCGACGCCAACGGGGACAGCGAGUCGGAGGAGGACGAGGACUUGGAAGUUCCAGUUCCUAGCAGAUUUAAUAGACGAGUAUCAGUCUGUGCUGAGACCUAUAACCCUGAUGAGGAAGAGGAAGAUACAGAUCCAAGGGUGAUUCAUCCUAAAACUGAUGAACAGAGAUGCAGACUUCAGGAAGCUUGCAAAGAUAUUCUCCUUUUCAAAAAUCUUGAUCAGGAACAGCUUUCUCAAGUUCUUGAUGCCAUGUUUGAAAGGAUAGUCAAAGCUGAUGAGCAUGUCAUCGACCAAGGAGAUGAUGGAGACAACUUUUAUGUCAUAGAACGGGGAACUUAUGACAUUUUAGUAACAAAAGAUAAUCAAACCCGCUCUGUUGGUCAGUAUGACAACCAUGGCAGUUUUGGAGAACUAGCUCUGAUGUACAACACCCCGAGAGCUGCUACCAUUGUUGCUACCUCAGAAGGCUCCCUUUGGGGACUGGACCGGGUGACUUUUAGAAGAAUCAUAGUGAAAAAUAAUGCAAAGAAGAGGAAGAUGUUUGAAUCAUUUAUUGAGUCUGUGCCCCUCCUUAAAUCAUUGGAGUUGUCAGAACGAAUGAAGAUUGUGGAUGUAAUAGGAGAGAAGAUCUAUAAGAAUGGAGAACGCAUAAUCACUCAGGGUGAAAAGGCUGAUAGCUUUUACAUCAUAGAGUCUGGUGAAGUGAGCAUUUUGAUUAGAAGCAAGACUAAAUCAAACAAGGAUGGUGGAAACCAGGAGGUCGAGAUUGCCCGUUGCCAUAAGGGGCAGUACUUUGGAGAGCUUGCCCUGGUCACCAACAAACCCAGAGCUGCUUCAGCUUAUGCAGUUGGAGAUGUCAAAUGCUUAGUUAUGGAUGUACAAGCAUUUGAGAGGCUUCUGGGGCCCUGCAUGGACAUCAUGAAGAGGAACAUCUCACACUAUGAGGAACAGCUGGUGAAGAUGUUUGGUUCCAGCAUGGAUUUGGGCAACCUCGGGCAGUAGCAUGGGGAAUCAAAGGUGGCAGGCCAAGUUCAACUCAGGGCUGAGGUAUCCACAUUAUCCACAUCAGGCAAGCCCUGCACUGAUGGUUGAGCCUCAUGGAGAGGAGCAUGUGUUGGGAAGAGAUCCCUUUGUUAACUAUUUUAUGUUCUCUUCAAUGAGUUAGUGCUCAUACCCCAUUUCCGGCUUUGCUGUUGAUUUUGGAUGGUAGAGAACAUUCCUGAGACCCUUCCUUUUGGCCCCCAGCAUAUCCCACCCACUCUCUUCUCCUGAACGAAUUCUCUGAAGAAAAGGUACAUGUGCUGUUGUCCAGUUAGUCAAUAAUCUUCAUAUAUAAUUGUGUUACAUAUAUUGCGGUAGACUCUCAGAAAUCAGGGGAGAGCUUUCCCUUUGAACAGUUCAAUGAGUGAAUUCAGCAGCAAAGUGACAAGAAAUGCAUAUCCAGCUAGGAGAGGUUAUGUUUAUCCUCUAAUUGCCCAUUUUCUCUGUGCACAGUGAUACUGUAGUCAGUGAGAGGUGCUGUUAGCACCUGUGUCACAGUGUACAAGCUUCUCUCAUUUAGAAAAAAAAGCAUUUUACACAGAGAAAAAGUAAGAAGACUCACGAAUGCCAUCUUCUAUCUUUUAUUUUCAGUUGACUGAUGUUGGAAUUUUUGUUCUUGUCAUGCACUUGUAAAGCAAUCUUGCCAAGAUAUGAGUUGUUUUGGUUUUUCACUAUGAUUACCUCUUGUUCCUCCUGUCUUGACUGCUGGCGUUCCUCAAUUCUUCUAUUGUCUAUUUUAUGGGAAGCAGCUUUCCCAUAGGUUUCCUUUUACACACUGCAGGGCUAUCUUUAUACUUAAAAAAAAAAAAAAAAGGACAAGAACAGUCACUAACCUCAUGGGGGCUUUCAUAAAACCAUUUAGCCCACCUUGAGCAAAGGGUAGAUUCCGUGUUUUUUUUUUUAAGCUCACUGUAAUAAAAGAAAUCUGAUUCAGCAUUAUUGUGCUACCUCAACGGUAAAAAAUGUUUUAAGGUCUUCUUUUGGUCCUAAGUUCUACAUAUAGGGUUUGAAAUGUCUUUCAAUUGGAAUUAUUUUUUAAAUCAUUGGGGUGAAUUUUAUUUUAACCUGUUUUAAACUUGUAUUUUAAUCUCAGAAUAAUAAGUGAUUGAAAAGAGAUCAAUUCUUGCUCUGUAGUGUUAAAAAUAUAAUGAACAGUCAUUAAGUAUUAAGUCUGUUUGCCAUAAAUAAGGUUGAUGUUCUUUUUGUUUUUGUUAAGGAAACUCUAGGGCUUGGCUUUACUCUUGAUUAAUAAAGGCUGACAAAUCAUGUCUGA
Messenger RNA from Cebus imitator (Panamanian white-faced capuchin), 3944 nucleotides. It is a transcript of the gene PRKAR2A, whose product is annotated as protein kinase cAMP-dependent type II regulatory subunit alpha. Gene Ontology annotation, biological process: regulation of protein phosphorylation. Gene Ontology annotation, molecular function: cAMP-dependent protein kinase regulator activity. Gene Ontology annotation, cellular component: cAMP-dependent protein kinase complex. The transcript has 12 exons. The record is from RefSeq and is a predicted model, not a curated record. The coding region runs from base 1418 to 2632 and encodes 404 amino acids. NCBI's taxonomy places the organism in Eukaryota, Metazoa, Chordata, Mammalia, Primates, Cebidae.